AUGUCUUUGUCGACAUCUACGGUCAACAUCCCUACACCUCAACAUCCUGUUCCAUUCAAACGGCAUCUUAUGCAACAAGUUAAUUUGGAGAGAAAAAGAGACAUGAUUACAGCUGUUGAGAGCAAAUCGAUCUUCAAGUUAAUUGAGGUGUGUCAUAGACCUCGGGGGACUAUCUAA
Debaryomyces tyrocola is the source of this 177-nucleotide messenger RNA. The record is from the annotation of a GenBank genome assembly. NCBI's taxonomy places the organism in Eukaryota, Fungi, Ascomycota, Pichiomycetes, Serinales, Debaryomycetaceae.